AUGGCUUCCUAUAGAGAUCCUGUUUAUGGAAUCAAUAAUAAACCUGCAUUUGAUCAAAUUAGAUAUCCCUCGAACACAGACGUUAAUACUUAAUAUACAUAAAAACCUUUGGGUACAGAAUAAGGACCAGGAUUACCAAUGUAAUUUGGAUAGGCAUCUGCAAGAGCCUAUGCUUAAGAAUUCUAAUUAUCACCAGAAAUUUAAGCAUUAAAUAAACAAUAACAAUUUUAAUCACCGAAUCAAGGACCUCCAAUUGUAUAAAAUAUUGUCCAACCAUAACCUAUAUACUAAGAAAUCCAACACUAUGAUAAGCCAGUUAAGGUAGUACCUCGAAUUGAUAUUGAAGAGCCAUGGAGAAAUAAAUGUACAUUCUUAGAAAGAUAAAUAUAUGAUUUGCAAUAAGAAAAUUUUAGAUUAAAAUCAUAAAAUAUUGCAUCUGAAAAGAUCAGUUAUUUUGAAGAUACAGGAAGAGUUAAUCAAUUAAUGCAAGAAGUGGAUAGACUCAAUAAGACUAUUAUUGAUUUGAAUUCAGAAAUCGAUUAAUGGGGAUUGAGAUACUCAAGCUUAGAAACUCAAUUGAAAACCAGAUCUAAUGUUGAAAUGGAAGUUGAAAGAAUGAAGAGAGCUGUCCAAGAUAAUGACAACAUUGUCUAAGUUGAAAUGAAUAGACUAAGAGAGUAAUUAGAUUAAUGGUAGAGAAGAUGCUAAUCACUUGAGUCUUAGAGUUUUGAAGCCUAAAACUUUAUGGCUAAGUCAAGAACAAAAGAUUAAAAUAUUUUCAAUUUAUAAUCAGAUUUAAAAAAAGCAGAACUGAAUUUGAAGUUAAAAUAAGAUGAUUUGGAUACUGUUUAAUAAAAAUUGAAUAGAUUGGAAAAAAUAGUUCGAGAGACUGAAUAUUAAAACCAAGAAAUCACUAAUCUUAGAAAAAUCAUUGAUGAUAGGAAUAAGGAAAUAGAAAUAUUAAGAAGAUAAAGUUAAUCAUAAUAUUCAAGCUAAAAUUUGAAGGAUUUGGAAAGCAAGGUUUCACUGUUUUAGAAUGAAUGUAAUAGAUUAAAUGAACUAUUAAAUCAUAAGGAGCAGGAACUUUAAUUAUAUAGAGAUUAAUUAAAGAGGCAAUCUCAUUACAGUAAUAAAUAAUGA
Molecule: messenger RNA, 1140 nt
Organism: Paramecium tetraurelia
Lineage: Eukaryota; Ciliophora; Oligohymenophorea; Peniculida; Parameciidae
Exons: 5
Source: RefSeq, a predicted model, not a curated record